AUGAGCGGCUGGCCGCAGUGCCAGGGCGACCCCAACGGCACCGAGCCCGGCGCCAUGGGGCAGCGGGGCAACGGGACGGGGCGGGCGGUGGAGGGCUGCAGCGCCGUCUCGGUGGCGUUCCCGCUGACCAUGAUGAUCACCGGCAUCGUGGGCAAUGCCCUGGCCAUGCUGCUAGUCUCCCGCAGCUACCGGACCAAGGAGAGCCGGCGGAAGCGGUCCUUCCUGCUGUGCAUCGGCUCCCUGGCGCUCACCGACCUGGUGGGGCAGCUGCUGACCAGCCCCAUCGUCAUCUCCGUCUACCUGUCCAACCGCGCCUGGGACGCCGUCGACCCCUCGGGCCACCUCUGCGCCUUCUUCGGCUUCAGCAUGACCGUCUUCGGCCUCUGCCCGCUCUUCAUCGCCAGCGCCAUGGCCGUGGAGAGGACGCUGGCCAUCCGCGCGCCCCACUGGUACGCCAGCCACAUGAAGACGCGGGUGACGAAGACGGUGCUGCUCGGCAUCUGGCUGGCCGUGUUCGCCUUCGCCCUCCUGCCCAUCGCCGGCCUGGGCCAGUACACGCUGCAGUGGCCCGGCACCUGGUGCUUCAUCGGCAUCGGCGACAGCCGGCUCACCGGCAGCCUCUUUGCCUCCACCUUCGCCGGCCUGGGGCUCCUCUCCCUCGUGGUGACGGUGGCGUGCAACCUGGCCACCAUCGAGGCCUUGGCAUCUCGCUGUCGGACCAAAGCGACUGUGUCGCACUCCAGCAAGCGGUGGGGGCGAAUCGCCAUGGAGACACUGAUCCAGCUCUUGGGGAUCAUGUGUGUCCUCUCGGCCUGCUGGUCACCGCUGCUGAUAACGAUGUUGAAGAUGGUCUUCAGCCACACAUCGUUUGAACACUGCAAGAGCUUCUCCGGUGAAGCCCAAAGCUCAGGACUGCACAAAGAAUGCAAUUUCUUCUUGACAGCUGUGCGUUUGGCCUCACUAAACCAGAUACUGGAUCCGUGGGUUUACCUGCUACUCAGAAAGAUCCUCCUCCAGAAGUUCUGUCAGGCAGCCAGCGCUGUCUCCAAGUGCUCUAACAACGAGUGGAAAGAGAGAUCAAUCACCUUGUCAGAGGAAAUCCGACGGACAACGGCGUGA
Gymnogyps californianus (California condor) is the source of this 1119-nucleotide messenger RNA. It is a transcript of the gene PTGER3, whose product is annotated as prostaglandin E receptor 3. Gene Ontology annotation, biological process: negative regulation of gastric acid secretion; intestine smooth muscle contraction; adenylate cyclase-activating G protein-coupled receptor signaling pathway. Gene Ontology annotation, molecular function: prostaglandin E receptor activity. NCBI's taxonomy places the organism in Eukaryota, Metazoa, Chordata, Aves, Accipitriformes, Cathartidae. The transcript is spliced from 2 exons. The record is from RefSeq and is a predicted model, not a curated record. Gene Ontology annotation, cellular component: plasma membrane. Bases 1 to 1119 code for a protein of 372 amino acids.